AUGGGGACAACUCUUUUAAGUACUGCAGUUGCUAGUGCAAGUGAAAAUCAUCGGGACAGAAAACAGGAAGUGAAUUAUUUGAGGACUGGGAUAAACUUAGCCACUAGCCAACCAGUCAUCUGCCAACCCAUCAUCUGCCAAUCAGUCCUCAGCCAACCCAUCCUCAGCCAACCAGGCAUGAAUCAACUGGGCAUGAACCAACCAGACACGAGGCUACCAGGCAUGAACCAACCAAGCAUGAACCAACCAAGCGUGAGCCAACCAGGCAUGAGCCGACCAGGCAUGAGUCGACCAGGCAUGAGCCGACCAGGCAUGAGCCAACCAGGCAUGAGCCAACCAGGCAUGAGCCAACCAUGCAUAAGCCAAGUAGCUCUGAGCCAACCAAGCAUAUGGCAAUCAGGCAUGAGACAAUCAGGCUGGAGCCAACCAAGCCGGAGCCACUUAGUCAGAAGUUAUCCAGACCCAAGUCAAUCAAGGUUGAGCCAAUCAGGUGUAAGCCAACCAGGAAGGAACCAAUCAGGCACAAGGCAACCAAGCACGAAUUCUUUCCGAAUAAGACCUGCGGAGGCUCAAGACUGCCCAGAAAUUCUGCGCCUGAUUAAAGAAUUGGCUGCUUGUGAAAACAUGCUAGAUGCUGUGAAGUUAACAGCAACAGAUUUACUCAGGGAUGGCUUUGGGGACAAUCCUCUUUUCUACUGCCUGAUUGCAGAAGUACACAAUCAACAAAAACCAUCAGGCAAAGUGACCGCUGGAUUUGCCAUGUACUACUUUACAUAUGAUCCCUGGAUUGGCAAGUUACUUUACCUGGAGGACUUUUAUGUCAUACAAGCUUACAGAGGUCUAGGUAUUGGAGCUGAAAUGCUGAAAAGGCUAAGUCAGAUAGCCAUCAGAAGCCAAUGUAACUGCAUGCACUUUCUUGUCGUCGUUUGGAACCAGGUUUCUUUUGACUACUACACUCGUCGUGGGGCUUUAGACCUUUCCUCUGAGGAGGGUUGGCAUCUAUUUAGGUUUAACAAAAAAGAACUCAUGGACAUGGCAGGCGAAGAAUGA
Molecule: messenger RNA, 1050 nt
Organism: Cynocephalus volans (Philippine flying lemur)
Lineage: Eukaryota; Metazoa; Chordata; Mammalia; Dermoptera; Cynocephalidae
Gene: SATL1
Product: spermidine/spermine N1-acetyl transferase like 1
Exons: 7
Coding region: 1-1050 (349 amino acids)
Molecular function (GO): diamine N-acetyltransferase activity; spermidine binding
Source: RefSeq, a predicted model, not a curated record